Sorex araneus (European shrew) is the source of this 920-nucleotide messenger RNA. RefSeq names its product EBP like (gene EBPL). Gene Ontology annotation, molecular function: cholestenol delta-isomerase activity. The record is from RefSeq and is a predicted model, not a curated record. Gene Ontology annotation, cellular component: endoplasmic reticulum; membrane. The transcript has 4 exons. Bases 49 to 669 code for a protein of 206 amino acids. Gene Ontology annotation, biological process: sterol metabolic process. Lineage: Eukaryota; Metazoa; Chordata; Mammalia; Eulipotyphla; Soricidae.
UCUCCGGGUCUGGCAGGGGUGCGGCGUGCCCGCCUGCGAGCCGGGAGCAUGGACGCAGGCCCGGAGCCGGAGGCCUCGGUGGGCGGCUCGCUGCUGCUGGCCACCGCGCUGCUGGCCGCGGGCUCCGCACUGGGUCUGCUCCUGGGCCGCGGGCGGGUGGCGGCGGACCGCGGGGCGCUCGCCUGGCUUUGCUACGAUGCCCUGGUGCACUUCGUUUUGGAAGGCCCUUUUGUCUAUUUGUCUCUCAUGGGAAAUAUUGCAGAUUCGCACGGAUUGAUUGCUGCAUUGUGGAAAGAAUAUGGCAAAGCUGAUGUGCGGUGGCUUCAUUCUGACCCCGUCAUCCUGUCUGUGGAAAUCCCAACUGUUGUACUGGAUGGGCCUCUGGCUUUGAUCCUCGUUUAUGCCAUCAUCAGAGAGAAAUAUUAUCGGCAUUUUGUGCAGAUUACCUUGUGCGUGUGUGAAUUGUAUGGCUGCUGGAUGACCUUUUCCCCAGACUGGCUCAUGGGAAGCCCCAACCUCAAAACCAACAACUGGCUCUACUUAUGGGUCUACCUGGUAUUUUUCAAUGGUAUUUGGAUCCUGGUCCCAGGACUAUUACUGUGGCAGUCGUGGGUUGAACUCAGAAAAAUGUAUCUCAAAGGGACUGGCUCAGGGAAGAAGUCCCAGUGAGUCCCCAACAUGAUCCCUGUUUUCAUACUCUCUCAGCUGGAAUGGACAACAACUUUAUAGUUUCUGUUGGUGCUGUCUUGGUUUUUGAGGGGUGUCACACCUGACAGCGCUCAGGAUUUACUGUUGGGUCUGCGCUCAGUUAUGUUUGACCAAAAAAACACAGCCAUGACAUGUGUGACACUCUGGUCAACCCCAGAGCAUGUAUGUGCCUCUUGUUCCAAUAAACUGUCCCAUAUGGCCUUGGCAUGUGA